Molecule: messenger RNA, 2704 nt
Organism: Anneissia japonica
Lineage: Eukaryota; Metazoa; Echinodermata; Crinoidea; Comatulida; Comatulidae
Exons: 2
Coding region: 163-2454 (763 amino acids)
Biological process (GO): DNA integration
Molecular function (GO): nucleic acid binding
Source: RefSeq, a predicted model, not a curated record
GACCAUGGCUCAGACACAAGCUUGUGCUCUGACGACUUGAGAAGUAAAUUAGGCGCUAGAGGCGAGAGACUCAAGUAUACUUCUUCUACCAUUAAUGGAGACUUAGAAAAUGAAGGUUGGAAGUUCGAGCUAGCAGUCAAAGGUAAGUUUGAAUGCCAAGAAAUGAAUGUUGAAUUUCUGACAGUACCUAAGAUACCAGCACCUAUGGAAAGCUUUCCUACAGUUGAAGAAUUAGGUAAGUGGGAACAUUUAAAGUCUUUUCCAUGGGAGAAUCAGAAGUCCGGUAAAGUAGAUCUGUUAAUUGGAGCUGACUCACCACAAGCCUUCUGGGUGUUAGACGAAAGAAAGGGCAAGCCUAGAGACCCAUAUGGCGUAAAGACACCCCUUGGAUGGUCGAUUAUGGGGCCUGGAGGUCAGAGUUGUAAGAAGGGAUACUUUAACCGAAUUCACGUGAGUAAUCAACGACUACUUGACGAAGUUCAGAAAUCCUGGGCUAUUGAGAACAGUGGUUUCUCUGAUGAGCAAGACCCCAUAGAAGACAUGAGAGCACGCGAAAUCAUCCGAUCAACCAUAAAGAAGACAGGUGAUAACCACUAUGAGAUGGGUCUAUUGUGGAGACGAGAUGAACACACCAUGCCUCUUAACAAGACGAUGGUAUUGUCGAGACUAACUUCGUUAAAGAGACGGCUAGCGUCAGACAAAGACAUGCAUAGUAAGUAUACCGAAGUUAUAGAAAGCUAUAUUAAGAAGGGGUACGCAGAGCCAGUGCCCAACGAGCAUCAAUGGAGACAUGUACCAACCGAUAACAAUCCUGCUGACGAAGGUUCAAGAGGCACAUACGAAUUGGGUAAGUGGUUGACAGGUCCCGAUUCUCUGUAUAAAGAAGAAUCACGCUGGCCAGUGUCGAAAUUUUCAGAAAGUGAUCAACUGACUCCUGAUCCCGAGGUAAAGAAGCCAGUGGUAAUAGUAAACAAGAUACAAACCUGUGAGAGUAGCUUUGUAGAAACAUUGACAGAUAAAUACUCAUCUUGGACGAAGAAGAUACGUGUUCUUGGGUGGGUAUUACGGUUCAUAAGAUGCCUUAAAGCAAAGAUGAAGCACCAACCCAUAACGACAAGCAACUUGCUCGUGCCCGAACUGGAAGAAAGUGAGACCAUGAUCCUGUCAAGUAAGCAGAAGCACUCAUUUCCGAAUUGGAAAGCCGACAAGAGGAUUGAAGACCUAAACCCAGUGCUCGUAGGUAAUCUACUUAGAGUUGGCGGUAGAUUAGAUCAUGCCAGAAUAGAUUACAAUGCCCAGCACCCUGUGAUAUUGGCUAAUGAUGAAGAAAUGGUAAGAUCGCUGGUCAUGAACUACCAUCAGAAGGUCGGGCACAAUGGAUGGUCAGGCACAUUGAACGCUCUCCGUGAACGUUUUUGGAUCCUCAAAGGCAGGUCAGUGGUGAAGGGUAUCUUAAGAAAUUGUGUUAUAUGUAAACGACAAAAUGCACGACGAGGUGAACAACAAAUGGCGUCUCUACCUGAAGAACGUGUCACCGCAGAUAGACCACCUUUUACAUUCACCGGUAUCGAUUACUUCGGCCCCAUAGAUGUCAGGCAAGGUCGAUCUAUUGUAAAACGAUACGGAUGCAUAUUCACCUGUCUUGUGACGAGAGCCAUCCACCUCGAAGUUGCGGACAAUUUAAGUACAGACUCAUUUAUAAAUGCCUACAGACGAUUUGUUGCGAGACGUGGCGAGCCCUCAAAAUUAUUCAGCGAUAAUGGAACUAACUUUGUUGGAGGCGAAAAGGAACUCAGAAAUGCCUUAGCUGAAAUGAAUCAAAACAUCGUGGAAGAAUUUCUUCACACCAAGGGAGUUGAGUGGCACUUCAACCCUCCCUCAGCCAGUCACUUUGGAGGUGUUUGGGAACGCCUAAUAAGGUCAGUGAGAAAAACAUUGUAUAGUGUUCUUAGACAACAGACUGUUAACCAUGAUGUGCUACAAACGGUCUUAGCUGAGGUAGAGUCUAUAUUAAACUCCAGACCACUCACAGACUUGUUACCAGAAGCUUAUGAUGAUGAGCCACUGACCCCUAAUCAUCUCCUUUUGAUGAGGAAGGGACCUGCUGCACCGAUAGGUAGAAUCCAGGCCUAUGGCAAAAGGCGUUGGCUCCAGGUACAGUAUUUAGCUUCUCUGUUUUGGACCCGCUGGAAGAAGGAGUACCUCCCUCUUCUCCAAAAAAGACAUAAAUGGACGACACCCAGGCAGAAUGUAGAGGUAGGUGACAUUGUGCUUUUAGUCGAUGAAACCCUGCAUAGAGGAAGAUGGCCUAUGGGAAAAGUUGUUUCAGUCUACAGAAGUAAAGAUGAAAAAGUACGCAGCGUCGAUGUCAAGGUUGCAGGUGGAAUUUUGAAGCGUCCUAUCGCAAAGCUGUGCAUAAUAUACAGAGGAUCUAUUGCAAAAGAACUACAGUAAAUUGUUAAGAUGACAAUACAUUGUUAAUUAGUUAAGGCUGUUUUUGUAAAAUAAAGUUCUGAAAUCCUGUGUUGUGUACUUGAUUUCAGCGUGGGGAGUGUUAGAUCUUUCCUACGCAGCGCGCCCCCAGCGUUAUCCUUGUAUUUGUGAGGUAGAGCGAGCUUUGACAUCGCGUCGGCAGAGCGAAGCUGGCAUCAGUUGGUGAUGCACGCGUAUUAUAUUGAUGGUUAGAAUACCAAAUUUGUGAGCG